Molecule: messenger RNA, 5194 nt
Organism: Lytechinus pictus (painted urchin)
Lineage: Eukaryota; Metazoa; Echinodermata; Echinoidea; Temnopleuroida; Toxopneustidae
Product: retinol dehydrogenase 8-like
Exons: 5
Coding region: 115-1038 (307 amino acids)
Cellular component (GO): cytosol
Molecular function (GO): oxidoreductase activity
Source: RefSeq, a predicted model, not a curated record
AGACUUAGACUGAGGAAUUUAUUGAUCAUCUUCCACAUUUUAUUGAUCGCGAAAUCAGGCGAGACUCGUAGUUGCUUCUGUUGAUCGAUAUCACAUAUAGGUUGGAUCAGAAACAUGCCAGAGAUUGUUUUUAUCAGCGGAUGUUCAUCGGGCAUUGGGUUAUCCACGGCCCAACUCCUAGCCCAUGAUCCACAGAAACGCUUUUUGGUGUAUGCCACUAUCUUGAAGCCAUUGGAACAAGAAGAGCAGUUCAGGUUGCAGGUAGGAGACGCCCUCAACGAUACACUGUUUCCGCUACAAAUGGAUAUCACCAAGGAAGCUAUGAUAGUUGAUGCGAUUGGUACGGUGAUGAAGGAUCAUGGACGAAUAGACAUAAUAAUCAAUAUUGCAGGAGUCAAUCUAUACAACGUUACGGAGGCGAUUAGUCUUGAGGUCAUGAAGAAAGUUUUUGAUAUCAAUUUCUUCGGUACGGUACGGGUGACACAGGAAGUACUUCCUGUGAUGAAGCGUCAAAGGUCAGGUCGAAUCAUCAACAUGGGAAGCAUACAAGGAUUGGGAGCUUUUCCUUACUAUGGUCUUUAUGGUGCAACUAAACAAGCCAUUGUGGGAUUUAGUCAGGAGAUAGCUAUAAUUGGAAGGUUCUUCAAUAUUAGUGUAAGCGUUAUUGAACCUGGUGCGGUCGACACGGCCAUUACGGAGAACAUGAUCGCCCAGAGGCUAGGAGGACAAGCCGAAAUACAGAGAAACAAGAAUACAACUAACAUCGACCUCACACUGUCAAAGUGCUUCGAACACGUAGACAUCUACCACCCCGAUAUUAUCGGUUUACCUAUUCUCCAAAAACCUUCAGAUAUUGCUCAACUAAUCCUCAAAGUUGCAACGGCAGACAAACCUCAUUUCCGUUACCAGUCAUCGGAGGUCUGUCAAGUUUACGCAGCGAUGAUCUAUAAGGAUGUGACGGGCGAUUCGCAUAUCGAUUACCAGGUCACCGAACUUGAGUCGUUUAGGAGGAAACUAGCAGAAAAGGAAGCAAAAUGAUAGGUCAUUUCCAAGGUCAAUCGAUGAUCAUUAGUCCAGGUCAAUCUCUUUUGUUGUUCUUCGUAUAUUCUAUUCACAUAAUGUUCUCAAACCGUCCGUGGAAUAACGCCGCGGGAGAUUAGAAAUAUGCUAAUUGUGUUGUUAUUUUUAAAUUUUACAAAACGGUUUAUUUGAAGACUUGCUAUGGCUUGAUCGACUUCUAUAACACCGUUAAACAACCCCAUGAACAAUAUACGUAUCACAUCUUACGCUGUUUGUCUGUGGCAUAGAGAUAUAUAUACUUAUAACGCGUAAUAUAUCUCUAUGGUCUGUGGGAUGUCGAGCUAUUAUCAUGAUUAUUCUUGUAAUUUGUCAAGACUAUAGUGGAAGCCCCCAUGAAUACAUAAAUUAAUUAAAAUAAUUAAAUAUAUCAUUGGAAAGCUUUGAAGAAUCGGAACACAACAAUGCAAGUUUUAUGUAUUUGCACGAAAUGCUCACCGGCUUCGUUGCGUUUCCCCCAUAGUCUGAAUUAUAUGACGCCAUCCUAUAUGUGGUCGGAGUUGAGAUUACAGGCGUUUGUAUGUAGACAAGAUUGAAUAUUUCAUUUCCUUUUGAAAUUACGAAUUUGACAUUUUAAGAACAAUAUGCACAGAAAACAAAAAAAAUAGAGUAUUUCAUGUCUUAAUUGAUGAAGCCCAAGUUCUUACUUCUUACUCGGUUGGUACGUUCCAAAACAUGAUUUCGAGAUUAUCGCGUUCAAAGUUUGAAUGUUUUUCAGACAAUCAUAACUUCGCGCUUUGAAAGGAAAAAAAAAUCAAAUAUUUAGGCAUAGACCAAUUUAAAACGUAAUUUUCGCACAUGGUAAUAAUUAUCAUGAAGUUGAAUUAUAUCGAAACUUUCUUACAAUUUACGAUUUCUUGAUGCUUGUCGAGUAGUUCGGAUUUUCUAUGAACGGAAAUUUUUUUCGGAUAGUUUGCCAAUAUUUUUACAAAUUGAGACCUAACCUUAAAAUAUACUACUAAUCUGGUUGAUUUUUAGGGCGCUUUUUACGUUGGCAGUAUCAGAUUUUCAAUAUAUUAGUUAGAUACUGAGAUAUUCGACAGUGCGCAAAAUAAGGUAACGCGCGAAAUGAAGUCACACCAUCAUACAUUCUAUUCUUUUAAAAUAUAAAAAAUUUGACCCGCGAUUCGUAUUCAUUCUCUCAAUAUUUGAAACGAAGCGCAUGUUUGCAUUUCAGAAGCUGUUCAUUUUUACCCAAAACAGGGGGUUUGAGUCUUUCGUACGCGCACAAUUCGCAUUGUAUUCUCAGCGGCACAAACCACGGUUUGAGCCAGUAUACGUUAAGACGAGCUUGGGAAAGCUAGCUAGCCUAGUGUUUAUCUUAUGUAGGCACAACUUUUUGGAAUGAGCUACCAAUCAAAAUCAGAAAGAAACCAUCAAGGUCAAGUUUUCGUAAAGCUAUUGUUGAACAUCUGUUGGAAAACUGAAUUUUUGUUAUCAUCUGUAUGUGAUUUUGUUAUAAUUUAUAUAUCUUUCAUAUGUAAAUACUGUUAGUUUUUGUUAAAUUGUUACUAUAGGCAUUAUUACAGAGUGUAUUUAGUAGACUCAUGAUUGUUCAUUUUUAGUAACAUGUUUUUAUCUGCCUAAUCUACAAGGGGCCAGACUUGACUUGACUUGAUCGCGAACCCAUGCCGCGUGUAAACACGGUAUAAAUUUAAUUGUUUUGUAUUUUGGUUUUGAACAGAAUAUUGGUAGAUCUCAAUGAUAUUCAAAUAAAUUCAAUUCAGGUCAAUUCAAUCUAUUUCAAUUCUAUCAUCUAAACUGGUUUGACUGAGUUAUCAUUCAUACUGGUAUUUAUUCACAUAAUCAUAGUGAAUGUGAUUUGUGAAGAUGGUUCAAAGUGCUGAAAAAAGAACCCUGUGAUAUUAGGAAAAGUAAUUCUCAUUCUAUCUAACUGUUGGAACCAAAAUAUGAACAGGUAUACAAUUGCUGUUCAAUGAUGAAUAUUGACUUAUCCUUGACCACUACAUGCAUGACACUGUUUUUUGCAAAGUUUAGAAAUCCUUUAUAAACACUGGCGUAAGUCCGGUCUGAGAAGUGGGGGAUGAUAUCAAUAUAAUGACCUAAAAAUUCAAAAUUUGGGGGAUAUCCCCACAAUAAGGGCUAUGUAUACGGGGUAUAUAUAACCGUGUACAUAUAGUACUAUCAUCUUUCAGUUAAAGGCCUAUAUCGAUUUUUAAUGGCUACAUUGUAAUGGAUUUGUUGGGAUAUAAAAUAAAUUUUCAAUAGUAAUGACAGAAUGAUGACCCAAAUCGCAUUUCAAGGGGUGUGUAAUCAUUGGAGAAAUGCAGCGAGUGAGCGUAGUGAGCGAGCCUUGAAAAAGUUGCUUCUCAGUCGUUUAAAAUGAUGAGCAUACAAUAUUACAGAGAAUGAUAAAGGUAAAUUAUCAAUAAUAUAUAGAGCAAAUAAGUAACAAACACUCCAUAUUUUGUUCAGUGAAAACUCACUUGCUCACAGGCUAAGAUAAUGUGAGAUAAGAAUGAAACAUCAAGGGAUCAUGAUUAUAGGGAUUAAGGGUGCUUUAUUUGCAUUUUAAGAAAAGUGGGGAGAUGAUUUACAUGCCACUCCUCUCCGAAAAGUGGGGGAUGUAUCCGCCAUCGCCCCGGGAUUUACGCCUGUGAUUAUAGUUUUCGUUCAUUGCAAUGUACUUGUGGUUACAGGACAUUCGUGUUCCAUGUAAUAAUCAAAGUUUUUAUUUUUUUUCAUCCAGUUGUUAAGAUGCCUGUUUAUUCAAAAUCCUUGAACGACCUGCCACAAAUAAUUAGACAGUCUCCAACAUUAGCAAUUUUCAAAAAGUCAUUAAAAACUCAUCUCUUUCGUACUGUGUAGUUUUUUUUUAAAUAUUACAUUUAAUUAAUUCAUUGUAAGCGCUUUGGGCCUAACGGGAAAAGUGCAGUACAAAUAAUAAGUAAUAAUAAUGAUAAUAAUAAUUGCUUUACGAACGAUACGGAUAUGAUGAUUCUUUUCCCAAUCAAUUUCAUGAAGAAAAGGCAAUGGAAAUAAUUUACAGACCAUGUUAUGCAUAUGCUUAAGGUGAUAAAAAAUACACGUACAGUAUAUCUCCCACUGUUUGAACAAAGAUAAAAGUAGAACAUUGUCAAAUUUCUUAAAAUAAGACUUAUAUACACAAGUGCUUAUAAAGAUAUCUCAAACCCUUUUAUAUUCGAUGUGGUCCCUUUCUUUAAAAGUAAUUAAAAUAUGUGGCCAAAGAAGUGCAAAAGUUUAUCUUAAAAAAAGCAGUUUUGUAAUAUUUGAUUAAAACGGAUUCAAAAUUUGUAAUGACAAAUAAAACAUUUUGUUAAGAAAUGCAUGAAUAUUACCUCUGAUUUAGCGAUUUUUAUAACCUUGCAAUGCGCGCGUAAAAGUGAAACAUCUAUAGGUAUACUGUAUAUGGGUUCACUUACCAAAGUAUAUACUCUUGUUUUUAUUUGGUUGUUUGUUGGUUUGUUUUGGGGGAUUUUGGGGGCUGUCAAGUUAAGGUUGACUCGGAUAUACUGAAAAAUUAAGAUGCGCAUGUCCAAUGAAUGUUAUUAAUUGAGAGUAAGCAGUCGCCAUUUGUCGAGGGCUACAAUUGGUUGCCCAUGGUGACUGCUGACGCAUUUUCAAUCUGGGAUACGACAUCAAAAAUAAAAUGGCUCGAAAUGAAAGGAUAGAAGCAGGCUCAUAAAUCCAUCAUUUUGAGGUACAGGAUGCGACCAAAGUUUAUGGUUAAGAAGGAAUAUUUUAAGGGCAAUAAACGGGUGGAAGGUUUUUGCUUGACUAUGGGAAGAAUUGUGAACAUUGGCCCCUCUGACAUAUCUGAGAUUGGGAUUAGCACUCUUUAAGAUUCACAUUAAAAUCAUCGUUUAUUUUUGCGUGAAAUCAAUGUAUUUUGAUUUCUCCAAUGAAAUUUUCAUCGAAUUUCUUUGAAUAUCGUUGAAUAUCGGCUGGGUAUUUCAUAAAGCUGUUUGUAAGUUUCUUUACCAUGUUUAAGAUCGACUGGUGAUCCUUUUCAUGUGGUAAAUACAUCGUAUUUUCAUUGAUGUUAAAUGAUUUAGGGCCUAAGAAAGGAUCACCAGUCGUUCGUAAAUUACGAAUUUUAUUAAACACCUACCGGUUUUAAUUGAUUUUUACAUGU